AAAACGUCUAUUAUAAUAUAUAAUAUUUGUCGAUGGAAUGCAGAAAUGCAACACAGAAUUUGCCAACAGAAUAUUAAUAUAGUGCAUUAUGUAGAAAUCGAGUAAUAUUUGUCGUUUAGCAAGUAUUUAAGUGAUGUAUUCCAAUUAAUGAAUUUUUUACAGCUUUAUGUCGACUUUGCGACCAAGCUUUGAUUAACUUAAGUCAACAGAAAGAAUGAUCUACGAUAAAUCUUCUUAUUAUAUCAUUUGUUGUCCUGAUUUAAUCUUCUUUUCACAACUUCGUCAAACAAACAAUUAAUAAUAUAUUCCAUCUAAAAUAGUACAAAACAGUACAGUUAAUAGAAUUAACAACAGUACAGUACGCUAACAGAUUGCUCGAACAUUGUUUGAUAAGUUCAUAAAAAAAAUUAAAAAAAAACACAAGGCGAGUGCACUUCCCCCAGAGUCCCUGGUCGGUCACGCGUCACGCGGCUCGUCCGCCGUCAGCCGUGCGACGUGCGAGUCUGGCGAGUCAGUCAGUAAUCAGUCGUUGACGAUCAACGCGCGAGUUGAGACGUCCGUCGUGAGUAUUCGUGCAUUUGAAAUACACACACGAUCGGCAGAUACACAGCGACAGCAGCAGCAGAUAUUCGCCAAGCGAUUCCAUGAUCACGCCCGCGAGAAACGUCGAUUUGCCAGAACGCUCAAUCUUUCUCGGCAGCAAGGCGCAUCGAGCGUUUAGGAAAAUGCCGAUUCUGUCCCAGCUGUCGCGCCGAUUUCACGACAUGCUGACGACGGACGCGAAACCGGAUCCGCCGCGAACCGGAAGUUACGUGCACAAUCUUUCGCCGAGCGCGGACGAGGAGUCGACGAAAACGCAGUCGAAGUCGAUGCCCGCCACGCCGGAAAAGGAGAAGGAUGACGUAACCGCGUCGAUGCAGAGACAAAGGUCGGUGCCGAAUGACGCGAGGCCGACGACACCCACCGAUUUUUGUACGAAGCCGGAAGAUCUCGGCGACACGAGGCCCACGAGCGAGUCGAAGGAGUACAAACGGCCAAGGACGAAGACGAAACCAAAAUAUAGCAAAUAUACGCAAGGCACGAAUAUCGUAAAUUACAACAUAGUCAAUUCGAGUGGAGUGAAGAUCGGCUCGCGCACGAGCUACAUAUGCAAUGUAAAUCAGUGUCCGGCGAACAACAAUGCGGCACAGUCCGAGACGGCUUCGAAGCCCAAGUAUCGGCCGAUGCCCGAAAACGUGGAGGAGAUGAGCACGUGCGAGGAGGAGCUCGGGUACGACGACAUGUUCAUUAUUAAGACACACGUCGGGCACGGAUGGCGGGACGUCGCGAGGAGGCUCUCGUAUUCGGACGGGCAGAUCGAUCAGUUCGAGGAGAAUUACAGGCACAAGGGUAUCGACGAGGUAAUCUAUCAGCUGCUGCUCGAUUGGAAGCAAGCCAACACACGGGACGCUCAACUCGGCACGUUAGUUACCAUACUGUGGUCCUGCCAGGAAUACGACUGCGUCGAGCGAUUAGUUGCAGCUCGCAAGAAUCCGUCUUAGUUGAGCGCUGCGCGCAAAAAAUUUCUAAUUAACGCUUGUACAUACGCGAACGAUUGUGAUUUUUUUUUACUCGAGAUAGCAUUCCAUUAUUUUUAUACAUAUCAUAUUUUAGCGCGUAGUUAAUAGACACACGGUAUACGCAUCGUUACGAAGAUCGUUUUACAUUCGUCUGACACGUCAGAUAGGCCGAAAGAAUAUUGUCUAGACCAAAUUCGUAUUCAAGCCUUGAUUUGGCAUUGUACGGAACCGCGAUGAGCCUGCGUUUCAAGUAGAGACAUGAUCUGGUUUUUGAUACGAAGGUAUCAUGGACGAACCUGUAACUGUCGCUUUGCGCGAUACACACGUCUACACGUAAUAUUGCAAUAUGUAUGUGCAUAUGUGUAUACAUACAUACAUACAUUUUUUCUACUUAUCCUUAAUUUUGUAAAAUCUAACAGAAAUAAACAUGCAAUUCUUUAAAUAUUAUAUAUAUAUUUUUUCAGUCAUACAAGUCCAUAUACAUAUGCGUUUAUGUUACACAUUUAAAAUAAAUAUUGAAUAUGAUAAACUUAAACCGUAUGCAUGUGCAUACAUCAACAUCCUGUAAUUAAUGUUUUCACUUAAGUUUUCAGAUUAAUAUAAUUUACACAGCUAUUUUCUAUUUUUUUCCUAUCCUAAUAUUUUCGAAUUCUCAGAUUCUUUUUUUUAUAAAUAUAUACAUUCUGUGCAUUUUUAGCAUUCAUUUCUCUCAAACGUUUUACAAAAAGCUUUAAAAAAAAAAACAAAUUUUCGGAUAUAUUUAACAUUCUAAUACAAUCCCUCUUGUACUUUUCUAACAGAUUUUUUUGAUAAAGAAUUUAUCAUCCUUUAUGAAAUAUCUCCAUAGAUAUUUCAUGUCUUCCAAAAAUUUGACACUAAUAUUAUUUUGUACUCAUUGAUUUAAAAAACCUAUUAUAUCUAGUACUCUACAAAAGGAUUUAAAUGCAUAAAAUUAUUUCAAAUAUUAUGUAAUUAACAAAUUGAUCAAUAAUAAUUGAAUUAAAUAUGUAUUAAGCCAGACACAAAUUUCUCGUUAAUAAUUCAAAUUGUAUUAAUUUUGUAAUUUGAAUACCGAUAGAAUGUAAAAUUAA
Wasmannia auropunctata (little fire ant) is the source of this 2650-nucleotide messenger RNA. RefSeq lists its product as uncharacterized. NCBI's taxonomy places the organism in Eukaryota, Metazoa, Arthropoda, Insecta, Hymenoptera, Formicidae. The coding region runs from base 645 to 1541 and encodes 298 amino acids. The record is from RefSeq and is a predicted model, not a curated record. Gene Ontology annotation, biological process: signal transduction. Gene Ontology annotation, molecular function: protein binding. The transcript is spliced from 4 exons.